AUGUCUUCUCCCAAGACGGACGGCGAUUGCCCGACCAUCGCAGAGCGCGCAACACAGUGCAGCUCUCUUUUCCUGAAAUGCAUGAUGAUGCCAGGAAUCGUGCCAGAUCCUAGCAUCAUGGAUAAUCAGCUGGUAAGCUUCACAACGUGGGCAGCUGAGAUGGAUGUUUAUAGACCGCCGAAUAUUUCGUUGGACUACAAACUCCGAUUCAGUCCUAACAACAUGGAGAUUAUACAUCGGCUCCUGGACGUUAUUUAUGAUGCCUUAACAUCCUUAAAGCCAGUUGAUGACCCGCCACAGGCUCCAGCAAGGAAAAGAAGACGCAUAUCAGAAAACGGCGAUUCGCAAGUCACGAGGGGAGUCAACGACGAUACAAGCGACUCGGACAGUAACAUGGAUCAAGCAGAGCGGAAUAUUUCAAUAAUUACCCAUAUAAUCGACGGAACAGUAAGACGGCUCGUUAGAUUAUCCGAUGUUGUUCGAGAGUCAGCAAAAAAGGGCCGAGGGCUUAAAAUGGCAAUAUACGCAUAUGAUGAAGAAGCAAACAAGGCCAUGGCCGAAUUACGUCGCGCCACGGAAUGCUACAUUUAUUGCCAAUUUCCGGGGGCGCCGGACUCGCUUCGCUCAGCAUUGGUCACGGCCAAUGCGAUGCGACUUGGACGCCUGUAUUAUCAACGACGCCAUCCAAGGCGCAUCGACUUGCGUGUUGAACAUCUACAAACCACCGCAACUAUUCUUCACCUAGCCAAGACAAAGGAGAGCGCCCCAAGCGUGCCACCAAAGCCCACAACCGUCAACAACCCAUCGGGACCAGCUGGGCCUCCGCCAGUGCUCGUAACGAAUGCAACUACUGCUCAACAAACUGAUGUCACAACUUUACCCGCCCAACCCACCGCCGAGGUUCCCCGAGUUGCAUCCCCAAUCGUGAACCAUACCUUGUCGUUCCCUCCAAUACCACCGGACAACGAGUGUCCAUACUGCGGCGUCAUCAUCGAGUUCAAGGGAACUACGGAGUGGCAACCUAGCGCCUUUCAUUUGCGUUUUCCCACCGUGCCUGCAGGCCGGUCAAGACGGGACCGGCCCGCAAACAUUCGAAACGCAAAAGCCUGGAUCAACCACAUGCAAAACGUCCACGGACAACUAUGGGAGUGCAGAGCCCCUUCACACAAUCUCAUCUUGUUUGAUCAGGAGAUCGAGUAUCAGGAGCAUGUCAUCAAGGAGCACGGCGCGCCUGAAAGGCAUAUCGGGACUCUCAGCGAAAUAGCACUAAGACGAGGCGUGUUUGCCAAGAAGCUGGAGUGCUGCCCGUUUGGUGACGAUUUUCAACACCCGCAAGAAAGCGAAUCGAGUGAAGUCUUUUCGAGCGAAGCUUUGCAGGCACAUGUUGCCGCUCAUAUGGAGGAAGUUGCUCUGCUUGCACUGCAAAAACUGCCUGGCGAUGGUGACGGCAAGUCUGGGAAGGUCGAUGGCGGCUAA
Messenger RNA from Metarhizium robertsii ARSEF 23, 1476 nucleotides. RefSeq names its product receptor-interacting serine/threonine-protein kinase 4. The record is from RefSeq and is a predicted model, not a curated record. The transcript is spliced from 3 exons. NCBI's taxonomy places the organism in Eukaryota, Fungi, Ascomycota, Sordariomycetes, Hypocreales, Clavicipitaceae. The coding region runs from base 1 to 1476 and encodes 491 amino acids.